Molecule: messenger RNA, 348 nt
Organism: Penicillium daleae
Lineage: Eukaryota; Fungi; Ascomycota; Eurotiomycetes; Eurotiales; Aspergillaceae
Product: WD40 repeat domain-containing protein
Exons: 1
Coding region: 1-348 (115 amino acids)
Biological process (GO): negative regulation of transcription by RNA polymerase II
Cellular component (GO): nucleus; transcription repressor complex
Molecular function (GO): protein binding
Source: RefSeq, a predicted model, not a curated record
AUGACUAAACGUCCUGAGCCUCCCAAUAGCCGGCUCCUAGCGUCCAGCUCCCAUGAUCAGACAGUCCGACUCUGGGACCCCGCUACUGGCACCCUGCUGUUGACGCUAGAGGGCCAUUCAAGUUUGGUUGAUUCGGUCGUAUUCUCGCACGACAACCGUCUGCUAGCGUCCGGCUCUAUCGAUCAGACUAUUCGCGUCUGGAAUAUCUCUACGGGCACCGUUUGUCUCGACGGAUAUUCCGAGUGGGUUCUAUCGGUAGCAUUCUGUCCCGACGGCCGCUUCCUAGCGUCUAGCGCCGUUGAUAAGACUGUCCGGCUCUGGGAUAGAAGCACGGGCACCCUAAGGUAG